This is a messenger RNA of Eremothecium cymbalariae DBVPG#7215, 1227 nucleotides long. RefSeq lists its product as uncharacterized. The record is from RefSeq and is a predicted model, not a curated record. The transcript has a single exon. NCBI's taxonomy places the organism in Eukaryota, Fungi, Ascomycota, Saccharomycetes, Saccharomycetales, Saccharomycetaceae. Gene Ontology annotation, molecular function: calcium ion binding. Gene Ontology annotation, biological process: endoplasmic reticulum calcium ion homeostasis. Gene Ontology annotation, cellular component: endoplasmic reticulum. The coding region runs from base 1 to 1227 and encodes 408 amino acids.
AUGGUUUCCAUUCUAGGACCUUUAUCAAAAGGUAUUGAUGCGUUAAAUGCAUUGAAUGACCACUAUUAUAAGUUGUCUGUUGAUGAGCAGAAGGCAAUGUCGUUUCUGGAAAGGGUUAAGCUAUACAACUGGACAUUUGAAGAAUGUACUCUGGUCGUUCUCAUGGCUGUGUAUAUUAUGUAUUGGAUAGGUACCAAGAUAAAUACGGGGUUUGCGAAGAGGAUGUUUGAAGAUUUGAAUUAUUUCUUUCUAAACGAUCUGCAGUUUGCUCGUGCAGGAUUUUCUCAAAAGGACGGUUCGAAGGUGAAAUAUGUUACAGAACAGAAUAAUACAUGGUUUACGACUUUUGCGACUGGCCGCUCUUGUAUUGAGAGCAUAACAGUCAGGGCACACUAUUACCCUCGUUUUAAUCCGGUGGUGAUUUUGAUGGAGCGGUUGUUGGCACAGUUCUUUCCUCAGUUUGUCGAAGUUUCGGAAGAGUUUGUGCAAGUUACUGUUUGUCCUAAUGGUAAAUGGGUGAAGGAUGGGAAGUCUGAUGUACAAACUACUGACGACGCUAUUUCUAAGUUUAGAUUUAUUGCUUCUGUAGUGAACAAGACUCACAUGAAUGAUUCACGUAAGAAAAACUACUUUUUAUCUUUGACCCAUACCACUGAGAGUGAUUCUUUGCCGAUAGAGUAUGUUUUUAUGUCGGAAACUAACCAAUUAAACCAGUUUUUUACUACCUUCACUAAUGGUCCAUCAUUCCAUGAAUUAUUGGUAAAGUGUAAGCACUUUUUGCAGUUCAUUUCCUUUACCGAUUUGCCAGAGGAAAAACCUGUGACGGACAAGUUAUGGGAAUCUACCCAACAACCUCGCUGUGUUAUCCAAUGCUCUAAUAUUACUAGCGACCAAGACAUUCGGCUUCUAAAGGACUUGAUUGCUGCAAUUGUGGACGUUUACGAUACCGUUACCAAAGAGAUCGUGAACAAAAGUCCAGCAUUGUUCUUAUCCAAUGACGUGUUGAAGAAAUCUGUACAAAUGAGGAAAGACGAACUAUCUAAGAUCAUUAAGGUGAUGAAACAGGUUGAGAGAGAGAUGGCACAGGAAAAGAAGGCGGAAGAAGAUAAGAAGAAGUGGCGUGAAAUGAGAGACAAACAAGGUACUCAAGAUCAAGACAAACUGGAUCAAAAAAUGAGGGACAAGAGGGAAAGACGUAGAAGAAAUAAGCUAAACAAUAAAAUGUAA